CUUCACUUCACUUCCAUACUCCUAUACAUGCUCUCUGCACUGCGACGCUCAGCGCUAAUCACUCGACACCUGACCACCACCACCACCAUCGCCCCCCGAGCAUACGCCACCAUGACGGACCCUUCGAAGUACCUGUUCAACCAUACCAUGCUGAGGAUCAAGGAUCCCAAAGCCUCUGUCAAAUUCUACGAGCACUUGGGAAUGAAGCAAGUCAACAAAUUCUCAUUCCCGGACAACUCUUUCGAUUUGUACUUCUUGGCAUACGACUCCCCCAAGGCCGUAUCAUCCGGCAAUCACUGGACUGAUCGCCAAGGCAUUAUUGAGCUCACUCACAACUAUGGCACGGAGAAUGAUGCUUCCUACAAGCCAAACAAUGGCAACAAGGAGCCCGGAAAAGGUUUCGGGCAUGUCUGCAUCUCUGUGGACAACAUCCAAGCUGCGUGUCAGCGACUGGAGGACGCGGGAUAUAAGUUUCAAAAGAAGUUGAAGGACGGCAGGAUGCAUCACAUCGCUUUUGCUCUGGAUCCCGAUGAGUACUGGGUCGAGAUCAUUGCCCAGAAUGACGUCGAAAAGACCGAAAAUGUGAAGGAAACCAACAUUGAAACCUAUCGCAUGAACCACACCAUGUUGAGAGUCAAAGACAAAGACAUAUCACUCAAAUUCUACCAAGAAGUCAUGGGCAUGACCUUCCUCCGCGAAAACGCAGGAUCCGAUUUCACGCUCUACUUCCUCGCCUAUGGCGACAAACCCAGCAGCGACAAAUCCGUCAACGGCGUCAACCCCGUCGCGGAUCGAGAGGGGAUUCUCGAAUUGACGUGGAACCACGGCACCGAGAAGGAGUCGGGUAAAGUGUACCAUGAUGGAAAUAGUGAGCCACAAGGGUUUGGACAUAUUUGCAUAUCGGUUGAUGAUCUCGAUGCGGCAUGUAAGAGAUUCGAGGAGAAAGGGGUGGAGUGGAAGAAGCGUCUUACGGAUGGACGGAUGAAGAACGUGGCAUUUGUGCUGGACCCGGAUGGAUAUUGGAUCGAAGUGAUUCAGAAUGAAAAAUACAAGGCUGCGCCUGGAAAGUAUUGAUUGAUUGAUUGAUUGAUUGAGGGAAUGAAAUGAAAUAAAAUGAAAUGACACGAGAGGGGGAGAGACUGACUAGUGUUCUUGCCUUUCUGGGUCAAUUUGCUGUAUACUGAAAAACCUCCCCAACUACCUAACGUCGAAAGAAGCAAGCAAGUAUCAUGUUGCACAUAAGUUUCUGAUGUGUUCCCGGUCUACCGACCCACCUUACCUACCUAGUACCUUACCGAAACCCCGCGGAGGCAGAAACUGCUUGCUUGAUUCCAUGACCUCCUCUUCACCACCCAGGAACUUCCUCAAGUGUCGUCCACAACCCUCCUUUGGGUUUCGCAGUAAUUCCACCCUUAAUUUCCGGUUCACCAUGAGCAAGAGGACUUCCUUUUUCAAAUGAAGUGUCAUAUCUUCCGACCCAAGCAGCCAACAAACAAGCAAGUUCAUAUUGUGAAAAUUUCUGUCCAAUACAUGAUCUCGGACCAUGCAAAAACGUCAAAAACGAAUAAUUCGAAUCCGCUCCCCCUCUUUUUCCUUCUUCACCACCAUUACCACUCUGACUCUUAUUACUCUUCAACCACCUCUCCGGCCGAAACUCCAACGCGUCCUUGCCCCACAAAUGCGUACAAGUAUUAAUCGCCGCCGGAGCGAGAAUAAUCGUCGUUCCUCGCGGGAUAAAUUGCCCUUGAAUGGACGUGUCGCGAUCGGCGACGCGCAAAGUCAAACUGACGGGUGGCCAGAGGCGGAGGACUUCGGUGCAAAAGGCUUGGAGGUAGUCGCAGGAGUCGAUUUGGGCGGCCGUGAUGGGGCUGGAUAGGGAGGGGAUUCGAGAGCGGAUUUCGGCGCGGAGGGUGGUUUGGAUGGAUUUGUGUUUGCAGAGGAGGUAGAGGGACCAGAUCAUGGCGGUGGCAGUGGUUUCAUGUCCUGCUAUGAGAAAUGUCAUCAUUUGAUUCACGAGCUCAUGAUCCUGAAAUCCUCCUGAUCCCAGUGCAACAGAGAGGAUGUCGACGUCUUCCACGCCUUUCUCAGCCAACACGGUUCGCUUCUUGGCAAUGAGAUCGCGACAGACUUGUUUGAUGUAUGCGGAUGCGGCGUUGAGCUCUUGAUUCCGCUUGAUCGGGAGGUUCCUCGUUAGCCAGCUAGGGAGAAAAAUGGCCAAUACCUGCAACAUCCUUCCAGCUUUCCCGGGGUUAAAGAUAAGCUUAUAUGUCUGAUGCAGCUUAUUGUCGGGAUCCUGGAGGGCAUUGAAGUCUUGACCCAUCCCACUCAAGCCGAUAAUGUCGAGUGUCGCGCGUGAAGUCCAGUUGCCAACAUCCACAGCGCCGUGAACAUGUUCGGCAGCAGCGUUUUCGAGAUUCGUGUUAUCCGUGUCCGACACAUGCUUCUUAUCGACAGCUGCGGUCGAUACAUUCGCAAGGCAGUCCACGAGCUCUUGGGCUUUGCUCCAGAAGAUCGGCACAAUAUUUCUUUUCAAAUGGCCAAAGGCAAACGCGGGCGCCAAGUUCUUCCUUUGGAUUUUGUGCUCCUCGCCUUCUGCGAGCAAGACUCCGAUGCCCAGGAUUCGGCCGAGACCAUUGCGGAAGUGCCAUGGUUUGACAAAGUCAUAGUUCUUCGUCACGAGGACCUCGCCCAGUGCUGCAGGAGUGGUGAUGAGAACUCGUUGUUGGAACCAGACCGAGUAUGUAAUCAGGCCCUGGUUCGGGACAUUUUGAACCCAGUCUCGCAUCGGUCUUCCCGAUGGUUCUGCGAGGACCCUCUUGGUUUGACCCCAGAACCAAUGAGCGUUCGGGGCCUGGGGUAGAUGGCGUAGGGUGCUGAUGUAGUGGGGCCAUACCAAGAUCGAGUACAGCUGAUAGAGAAGAAAUAAGAUGGAGAAGAGC
This is a messenger RNA of Sphaerulina musiva SO2202, 2939 nucleotides long. RefSeq names its product glyoxylase I. Gene Ontology annotation, molecular function: metal ion binding; lactoylglutathione lyase activity. Lineage: Eukaryota; Fungi; Ascomycota; Dothideomycetes; Mycosphaerellales; Mycosphaerellaceae. Bases 28 to 1074 code for a protein of 348 amino acids. The record is from RefSeq and is a predicted model, not a curated record. The transcript is spliced from 10 exons.